CAUUGAUGCUGAGGUAAAGGCUCAGUGGCUGAUCAAGGUCCGUAGGGACAAUUUCAGCCCCACAAAAAAUACCCGUGUGUGCAGUAGGCAUUUUCGACCAGGAGACUUAUUGGUCACAGCGGGAGGACUGCACAGAGUACAGAAAGGAGCUACACCUGUUCUCUUUGCAUGGAAUAACUACGAGCUACCUACACCAAGACGUAAUGUUUGGGAGCGUCGGCCGAGGGCAGAGAGCCCCACCCCGGACUUGACAGCUGAGUACGAGGUGGAAACAGUUGCGCUGCCUGAUCAUGAGUACUGUUUAAAUCCCGCGACGGCAGUGAUGGCAAAUCAGGUGGCCGACGAGAACGAAGCCUUGAAAAUGCAGGUUAGGGAGCUCCAACACCAGCUGGAAGUGUUACAACUGCGAUCUCGUUUCGGGAUACAACGCCUGGCAGGGUCGGACGAGGACAUUCGUUUCUACACCAGAUUUGCCACAUACAAGCAUUUCCUUGCCUUUUGGAAAUUGGUGGAGCCAGCAGCCAACACCAAGAUGGUGCGGAUCACCAACGCCAAGGCAUCCUCUGCCAGCAGCUCGGAUUCCUCUCAACCAACAACAACGAAACUUCCACCCAUAGAUGAGCUGCUGCUGUUCCUCAUGCACCUGUCAGUGGGCCUACAUCUGAGGGAUCUAGCAGAACGGUUUGGCAUUCACCGCACCACAGUCAGCAGAAUUAUUUCCACCUGGACACACUUCCUGUACCAACUGCUUGGAAGCCAACGUCUGUGGAUCCCACGCGAAGUUGUCAGAGCUCACCUUCCACCAGAGUUUUCAGCUUUCCCUGACACACAAGUGGUGCUUGACUGCACUGAAGUAUUCUGCCAGACUCCAUCAUCUCUCCUGCUGCAGAGUGAGGUGUUUUCAACAUACAAGUCUCAUGCUACAUUCAAGGCCAUGAUCGGCAUGGCACCACAUGGUGCCAUUACAUUUGUGUCUGGCCUGUAUGCAGGAUCUAUGAGUGACCGGGAGAUUUUCAAGCUGUCUGGCAUCGUGAGCCUGCUCACACCAGACAUGGCAAUAAUGGUCGACAAAGGGUUCCUUGUGGACAAUCUGGUUGAGUGCAAAGUUUACCGGCCUGCCUUUCUGUAAAAAAAAAACCCAAAUGAGCAGGGAGGAUGUCAGGCA
This is a messenger RNA of Trematomus bernacchii (emerald rockcod), 1165 nucleotides long. RefSeq lists its product as uncharacterized. NCBI's taxonomy places the organism in Eukaryota, Metazoa, Chordata, Actinopteri, Perciformes, Nototheniidae. The transcript has 3 exons. The record is from RefSeq and is a predicted model, not a curated record. The coding region runs from base 323 to 1129 and encodes 268 amino acids.